AUGAUCAAGCUGUUCAACUUGACGAAGACUUUGCGAGCUUCAUGUACUUUUUCGCCGCUGAUAAGAGGCGAUGUAGUUGGUUUAUUCAAAGGUUGGGGUCCUUUAAAUGACUAGAAAAGUUUUAGUUGUAGUUUGUCCGCCAUUGACGACGUUCUCCCGGAAUUACGCCGACAAGAAACGCGGCAAGAGGAAGUUUGUCGAGGUUGCCGUCGUGAAACCGACGAAAAGCACGAAAAAAGUGGUGGACAUCUGGAAGGACAUCACUGCCAAGUGGGUAAUGAGAGUUCAAAAAUGAAAAAAAAUUCUCAAGUUAAGGAAAAUUCAAAAAGUUCUUUCUGAAGUGUUGAAGGCUUGAGAUCUUAAGGUCAAAAGUCGUUUUUUUUUUGUGUAAUAUUAAGCCAAAAAAAAUUUUUUUUGUUUAAAAUUACAUGUCCAGUGAAUUGUCGACUGCAUUGGAAGUGGAUUUCGAUGAACUGACGGAAGUUCUCGUCAACUUGGACAAGAAGAACUUGGAUCUGAUCAGCGACAACAGGCCGAUCGACGAUUACCAUGUUCUACAGGCUGUCGCCUCAUUUUCCUGUAAACCUCGGAUGGUGAAUGGUCCGCCGCGGAAGUCUUCGGAGGAACAGGUCGACCUCAAACCUCAGUUCGUUCUUUUUUUUUCUGAUGGUUUCUUUUGCUCAUCAAAUUCAUGGCAGAUUCGAACCCUUUCUAAGGUAAACGCAGUUUAAGAAAAUUAGUCCCUUUUCGACUGAACUAAAGAAAUGCACUUCUAAUUAAUCUUGUGAAAGAUAAUAAACGAAUUCUGCGCCUUUGACCACUCUAACAAGGAUUUUCGAAAAAGUUUUGAAAUGACACCUUGGUUUAAAAUUAUGGACCGUUUUUUUUUAUCAGACCAUUUUUACCAGUUUUUGUUGCAAUAUUUCUGAAAAGUUAAGAGGAAUUUGAACAACAACUCUUUUCGUUAUAUUAAAUAGAAUUUCAAUUGUUGAUUCAUCCGUUAAAAGCCGCUUAGAAACUCGAUGUAUCAAAAAUGAUCGAAAUUUCGAUUUUUGUGAACAAUUUUGUAUGAAUUCUUUCAGUCGCGCUUUGUAAGAUUUAAAAAUUUUUUUGUUGUAUUUUUUUCGAAAGUUUUUAAUUCUGGAGAACAGUGUUCCAAGAAAUCAAAAUCAGUCAUUUUCUUCAUAAUUAUGUGAUCUCAGAAACGUACUUCAGCCGUUUUUUCUGUUCUUUUCGACAAUGUUUAAAUUGCUUUAAUUUGUUUUAAAUAAUUUCUAUUGAAUUAUGAAGCAUUCACUCUGCGUGUGUUUUUUUUUUCUCAAUCUUAUUUUCAAUUUUUUUAUCUAUCCCUAGAACUGGAAGGGAUAACAGAGCUUGUGAUUAAUUUAUAGUUAGUUUCUUGCUCUAUGCCCCUUUUUGCAUAAUUCCUCGUUAAUUAUCACAAACCUCACCAUUUUUCGAACAACUGUUUUCAUACUUCAUCGCUAGAUUGGAGCAUGUUUUGGGAUCCUCCUACUACACUUUCUAUUUUUCGCAUUGAAGAAGUGAUCCGCCGGCGAAUGAACUGGAACGUCGACCUCCCGUCGUCACCAUCAUGGGUCACGUCGACCACGGCAAAACGACGCUUCUAGACGCCCUCAGGAACUCUCAGAUCGCCGCCGGCGAGUUCGGUGGAAUCACCCAACACAUCGGAGCCUUCUCGGGUACUUCCCCAGUUUCGCUCACGUUUGACAGAGUCUUUCUUUUCAGUCCAGUUGACCAAGGGACGAAAAGUGACAUUCCUGGACACCCCUGGUCAUGCCGCUUUUGCUUCCAUGAGAGCUAGAGGUUCCCCAUACUUCGAUUCUCCAACUAUAACGCUUUAUCUAGGAGCUCGUGGGGCCGAUAUAGUCGUUCUGGUUGUCGCUGCCGACGACGGCGUCAAAGAACAAACAGUGCAAUCGAUAAAGUCUCCGCAGCUUUUCUUGUCCCUUUUGCAACUUUUUUCCUUAGAUUCGCUCAGGCGGCCGGGGUUCCCUUGGUCGUCGCCGUCAACAAAAUCGAUAAGCCGAACGCUGACCCGGUUUGUUGAAGUCUCAUGACAGAAGCACGGUCCGCUUUCCAGAUGAGGGCGAAGAGAUCGCUUCUGGAGCACGACAUCGUCGUUGAACAGCUUGGCGGAGACGUUCAAUGCGUAGAAGUCUCGGCGUUGCAGUCGAGGAAUUUGCCGGCUCUUCAAGUUUUCAAGAGUUCUUACAAAAUCCAGAAUUGGAAUUCUAGGAAGCUCUUCUGCUCCAAGCGGAUGUUCUCGACUUGAAAUCAACGAAAAAAGGAGCCGUCGAGGCAGUCAUUAUCGAAUCUUCCGUCGUUCAUGGUAAAAUUUCGGAUUAAACUUCGAAAAAAUGAUUUGAAAAACGUUUUAUUUUAUUUUUAUAGGUAAAGAGGUCAUUCAAAAGAACUAAAUUUUUUUUCAAAAUGAAGCUUUUUUUUUCAGUUCGAACUAAACAUUCUUCUAAUCAGAGUUUUACGAAAAAAUCUUCAUUUGCGUUCCAGGGAUCGGAAAAGUGUGCACGUUGCUGGUUUCGCGAGGAACUCUGCGAAAGAACGCGGUUUUGGUCGCCGGAACGAGUUGGUGUCGCGUGAAGACAAUGGUCGACGAACACGGCAAAAACGUCCAGGAGGCCGAUCCAGGGACUCCUGUCAGAGUAUUGAGCCUCGUUUUUUUCCGUUUUGAUGGUUUCCUUCAAGGUCUCCGGAUGGCGCGAAGAUCUGCCCGCUCCAGGAGAUUGGCUGAUCCAAACAGAUUCUGUAGAUCGAGCCCAGAAAGUCGUUUCUUUCCGACAGGAGCAGAAAAUGAAGGAGAAGGCCGCCAGCGACUGGGUUUGUCUUCUCUCGAUCAUUGUAAAAACAAACUUGUUUCUCUGAAAAUUUGAUAGCACCGAUUAUCAACAGAGAAGUCAAGGAUGAACUUGACUUUCACACCUCAGAAUGUAACAGAGAACACUUUUGAAACGAAACCUACCUUUUCUAGGAAGCGACCGAAGAAGAUCGUCUAAAAACCCGAGAAGAAUACCUCAAGAAUCGGCAGUUUCUGCUGAAUCGCGGUCAGAGGUUCAACUAUUCUCUUCGGAGUCGUUUCAUCUAUCAGAAUACCGUUUCAGGUAUGGAUCGACGCUUCGAAACGUUGUGCAUAAACAAAAUCGCAUUGAAAAAGAAGUUGAUAGUGGCGAUCCAAAGCUCAGAUUGAUUGUAUGUUUAUUUCUUUCAUAUUCCAUCAUCUCGAAACGAUUUCGUAGUUCCGAACAGACGUCGAAGGGACGCUGGAAGCGAUUUUGGAGAUUCUGGAGACGUACAAAAGCGAAAAAUGUCAGCUUCAGUUGGUUGAUUUCGAAGUUGGCCCGCCGACGGAGAAGGACGUCGAGUUGGCCAAGGAAACUGGAGGUUUUCUUCUUUUUUUUUUCUUGGAAAACGCUCAGUUUCAGCCAUUUUUGAGUUUGAAUUUAGUAUUUUAAAAGCAUAAUUGUCUGUUUUAAAGCUGAAAACUCAAAAAAAAAUAUCUAGCCAUCCUGUACCUGUUCAACUUGAUGCUGCCACCGAAGCUGCGCGCCUUGGCAGAGAAGGAAUCCGUACGGAUAGAACACUUUAAUGUCAUCUACCGACUCGUUGAGUCGCUGAAGAACGAGCUUUCACUUCGACUUCCGUCUGAAACUGAGCUUCAUCUCGUCGGAGAAGGACACGUCCUCAAGGUGCCGAGUUCGGAAGAAUCCCAUCAACUCUGAUUUGAAGGAGUUUCUGAUUUCGGAUCGAGCGAGAAAACGACAGCCAAUCGCGGGUGUUCUGGUCAAUUGGGGCAAUUUCGAAAAGUUUUCAUUUUUCAUUUCUUGAACGAAUCAAAGCUGUAACUCCAGGAAUUGCAUCUUCAAGUUCAUUCGCGGCGAUUCCGUCGUUUAUGAAGGUGCAGUCGAGUCGAUGAAACAAGGACUGGAAGUUGUCGCCAACGCCAAAACUAACACUGAAGUCCGUUGUGAAAAAAUAAUAAAUGACGAAAGUUCAAUUUGAGGUUGGCAUCGCUUUGGCGGACAAGAACAUCCGAUUUAAAGAAGACGAUCAAGUGGAAGUUUACGAAAAACGAACUGUGACCCAACAAAUUGAUUGGUUCCCGCCAGGAUUCUGA
Messenger RNA from Caenorhabditis auriculariae, 4153 nucleotides. The record is from the annotation of a GenBank genome assembly. NCBI's taxonomy places the organism in Eukaryota, Metazoa, Nematoda, Chromadorea, Rhabditida, Rhabditidae.